This is a messenger RNA of Staurois parvus, 327 nucleotides long. Lineage: Eukaryota; Metazoa; Chordata; Amphibia; Anura; Ranidae. The record is from the annotation of a GenBank genome assembly.
UGAUUUUGCAUUUCCGAGAACUGUUUUGCUUUUGAAUAAUUCUCCUCCCUGUCAGCUUGGCACACUGCUUUGGAUGACUGUGCAAAGCACAGCCAUCCAAAGCAGUGUGCAUACAGUGAAGCACAUUGACACAGGCCCCCUAGUAAAACACUCCCAGCACACAGUUAACCCUUUGAUCACCCCUCACGUUAACCCCUUCCUGCCCAGUGCCAUUAGUACAGUGCCACUGCUUUUUUUUUAGCACUGAUCACUGUAUUGGUGUCACUGGGGAUGUUAGUGACACCAAGUUAGUUCCUCCCAGUGUCAGAAUGCCCGCCGCAGUCCCAC